UACCUGGGGGAGUGCAGGUUGCUUGGCUCAGCUGUGCUGCAUUGACCCAGCAUUCAGCCUCUGCAGCAUGGACGAAGCAGAGCUCUGACUUCCCGGGGAUCGUGCUCCUUCCCAUAUGCUUAUUGGUAAAAGUUUCCAAAAGUUAACGUCCACAUCAAAGAUGGAAGAUCGCCCUCGUACCAUCAGCACAACGAGCAGCACCUACACUGUGUCCUUCAGCUCGACGGCCAGAGGCUAUGACAGGGCUUUCCUUAAGACCCUGCCGGGACUCCUAAUGGCAUCAGAAAUUGUACUUGGACUGUUGGUGUGGGUAUUGAUAGCGAGUACAGAAUAUUUCUCGGUCUCUGCUUUUGGCUGGGUGAUGUUUGUCGCAGUCUUUUACUGGGUGCUCACAGUCUUCUUUUUGAUCUUCUACAUCACCAUGGCUUACACAAAGAUUCCUCAGGUACCAUGGACCACAGUGGGUUUGAGUUUUAAUGCCAGUGCUGCUUUGAUGUACCUCUUAGCCUCAAUUGUGGAUGCAAUUUCAAUAAAACAAGCUGACGAAGGUACACACAACUACAACAGUUGGGUGGCUUCCACAAUUUUUGCUUUCAUAGUCACGCUCUGUUACUGUGGCAAUGCAUAUUUCAGCUUUCAGACUUGGAAAUCAAGAGACCAAGGACCAUAAUGGGCUAGUUUCUAGAAGCACCUACUGGUAACUGGAAAAAACUUGGUGUGAACAAAGGAAUUGUGAAUAUCCCAAUAAUUAAUAUAUAUUGUGUUGUACUAUUGUGACACCAACUUGGCUCAGUGUUCAUUACAACUGUAGCGUUGUUUAAAAUUUCCUGUUUAAAACAACAUUAUUAGACGGUUUGUGCCAGACUGUGAAUAUAGAUAUUUGAGUUUUAUUUCUCUUCAUUUUCCACUCCUGCUGUGGCAUUGACUCUUCUCCCUGGGAUACAGUUCUACAGACGUGGUCUACCACUGAUGUUUCUUCUAACUGAUCCAUUGACAAUGAGGAACAUUCUAGGUGUGCAUAACUUUUAUAUCCACGCACAACAGGCUGUCUCCAAUAGCAGUCUCCAAAUGACAGUCUGGGGAGAAUCUUGGCUGAUCUUUCCUUACCAAGAGAUGCCCAACAAUAAUUGUAAUGCCCACUACUGCUGUACUAGUGAGAUCAGAAAUCCCAAUAGGGACAAAACUGGGACCCUCAUUAGAGAAACUGAAUUUAUCACUAAAUUAUGGGAUUGUUCAUGUCUUUUUUAAAAAUGUUUUAAACAAUGAAGAUUUUACUUUGAAUGUUAAUGCUGUUAAAAAUGGAAUUGAUUUUGUUUUAUUCCAGUUGACUUGUUAACCUAACAACUGGGAAGUUUUGUUUGUAUAAUUUGCCUUGUGUUCAUCACCUGGAUGAAACUUUAGCUGAAUGUAAUGCUACUUUACUAAAGUGAUCUGAAAAGGUUCCAUCUGUUCAGGAAUAGCUUGAAGUUGUCAGAAAUGAUAUCUCUAUCUCAACAUUUCACUCACCCUCUUGCCCUGUAUUGAAGAUGCUAACCCUCUUGUUACAGGUUCAUGGUUUAUCAGCUGCCAUUUUUUACCUUGUCUAAUCAUCAUGUGAACUCGGACAGUGAAUGUUGGCAGGUAGCUUGAUUGUGGUAUAUGAGGGAGCCAAGCCAGAUACUGUCCUCACUAGUGAUUCUUCAGCCAACUCAGGAUUAAACCUGGGGAACCCCUGGUCUGUGGAACACUGUUUGUUUGCAUUGUCUAUUUACAAUGGAAGAAGCAAUUGCAUCAUAAAUAACUCCACUCUCUGCGACUGGUUGAUUUCACUUACUGAACACUGACCGUAUGUUUAUUCUUGAUCAAUUUCAUUCUGCAGAAUGUCUUUAACAAACAAGGUAACAAUUAACACUUAUGAAGCAGAAAAUAGGCUGUCCAUGUUUUGCUACACACUGCAGUAGGAAUUAUCAAUUGAAAUUGCUGGCAAUAAUCGUGAUACUGCAGUUGUCUAAUAGUAUGUUUAAUAUAAUGCUUUACAUAAUCUGUCAGUAAUUCUGUAUUUGUUUAUGUGCCUGUCUUUGUUCAUAUACCAAUCAGGGAAUCUUUUCCCAAUUUCUUCAUGAUUGGAAAUUUUACUCAACAUUUUCCUGGUGUUGAUGACUGAAAUGACAAGGAAUGUACAUAAUACAUUGCUUUCUUUAAUUGUGAGUAUUGCAAGUUUAACACUGAAUCCUUCCGACCAUUCAAAAUUUAAUAGCCAAUGUUGCUGCCAAGCUUGCUGUAUGUCCUGUUUUCUUC
Messenger RNA from Stegostoma tigrinum, 2277 nucleotides. RefSeq names its product CKLF-like MARVEL transmembrane domain-containing protein 8. Lineage: Eukaryota; Metazoa; Chordata; Chondrichthyes; Orectolobiformes; Stegostomatidae. Bases 116 to 670 code for a protein of 184 amino acids. The transcript has 4 exons. Gene Ontology annotation, molecular function: structural constituent of myelin sheath. Gene Ontology annotation, cellular component: membrane. The record is from RefSeq and is a predicted model, not a curated record. Gene Ontology annotation, biological process: myelination.